AUGUGGAGCGCGCAUACAUUUAGCUUCUGUUUCUUAGUCGUGUCGAGUCGUGCCCUUGCCCAAUUUCAAACAUUCUCUCCACCGGGACAGAGCGAUGUAACAUACUCGAUCAACGUUCCCGAACACACCUCUACAACUGGCUCAGGGCCGAUUUUUCUCCAAAUAAAAUCCACCGUCGCGGUGGAAUGGGUUGCAUUUGGCGAGGGAACUCGGAUGCAAGGAUCGAACAUAUUUGUCGUUUAUGGAAACGGGAAUGGAAACGCCACGGUGUCUCCAAGGCUGGGUGGACCACAUGUUGAGCCCCUUUAUAACCCGCAAGCCCAAGUUUCGCUGUUGGAUGGCAGUGGAGUAAGCGACAACGGCUCAAUUACCGCGAAUAUUCGUUGCGACAGCUGCAUCACUUGGUCUGGUGGCGGACACGAAGAUGUGACGAGCGCUUCUGCUUCCUGGGUAUGGGCGAUCAAGUACGGAAAACUAAUCCAGUCGGAUAGUGUCUCUGCAACUAUCAGGCAGCACGAUGUUGCGGGCCUGGCAUCUGUAAACUUGAAGGCAGCGACUGGCGGAAAUUUGGAUAACCCAUUUCUUGCCAGUGCGUCGCCUACAUCUUCAACCGCUUCUACGUCAUCUUUUAGCCCAUCAUCAUCUAGCUCUUCCAGUUCAACCCAGCCCGUGGUAGUAACGACUGUCGGCUCUCAAUCGACCGACAGAGAACGGAUCGCUCAUGCUGUCGUUAUGAUUACCGUAAUGGUUGUACUCUUCCCUUCCUUCGCCCUGGGAAUCCAUCUAUUCCCAUCGUCUCACACAGUCGUUCUCCACGCCUGGCUCCAACUAUCCACUCUCGCCUUGGCAAUCAUUGGCUUCGCUCUCGGAAUCUCCCUAUCCGUCGAUCUUUACCCCGUAACAGGCUCUUCGUACCACCAAAUCAUCGGCAUCAUCGUCAUUUCUUCCUUGAUCCUUUUCCAGCCUGCGAUGGGGCUUUUGCAGCACCGGUAUUGGCGCAAAUCUGGACAGAAGGGGACAUUCGCUUAUUUGCAUAGGUGGCUUGGCAGGACGAUGAUAGCGCUAGGCAUUGUGAAUGCCGGGCUUGGGUUUUGGUUUACCGGGAUUGGAAGUUCCAUGGCGCCGAACGGCGCGGUGGUUGCGUAUGGUGUUGUUGCUGGCGUUGUGGGGAUAGGGUACGUUUUGAUGCUGGCUUUUCUUGCCCGUCGUGCGCGACAUGCACGUCCUACAAAUGUGGCUAGCUGA
Molecule: messenger RNA, 1245 nt
Organism: Talaromyces marneffei
Lineage: Eukaryota; Fungi; Ascomycota; Eurotiomycetes; Eurotiales; Trichocomaceae
Exons: 1
Coding region: 1-1245 (414 amino acids)
Source: RefSeq, a predicted model, not a curated record